Molecule: messenger RNA, 2909 nt
Organism: Salmo salar (Atlantic salmon)
Lineage: Eukaryota; Metazoa; Chordata; Actinopteri; Salmoniformes; Salmonidae
Product: small ribosomal subunit protein mS35
Biological process (GO): mitochondrial translation
Cellular component (GO): mitochondrial small ribosomal subunit
Molecular function (GO): structural constituent of ribosome
Source: RefSeq, a predicted model, not a curated record
AAAAAACAGUCCCUCUCGACUUGCCAUAGGUUGACAUUACAUGGUCAAACUUGGCUGCACACACAAUGAACAAAUCCAUUUUGUCCUUCUUAGGACAAAUAAAUGGUUGCAUUUAUGGAAUUCAUGCGCUUAACCCGUUAUAGGGCUACAUACGCGACGGCCUUGUCUACUAAUAAUUCUAGUCAGAAUAAAGGCUUUCCUGACAGAGGCAACAGAAGACCAAGGAGAGAGGCGGGUGACCCCAGGACAGAUAGGAUGCCUGUAGACCAGGACUGGACAGCAGUGUACCCGACCGCUGCCCCCUUCAGACAGGGCUCUGUGCCCCUGCCUGUCCGCAUGGGCUUCCCAGUGAAGAGAGGGGUGCCUCCGGAGAAGGGCAACCUAGAGCUCAUCAAGAUUCCAAACUUUUUGCAUUUAACUCCAGCAGCCAUAAAGAAACACUGCGAAGCUCUGAAGCAUAAGUCAAAGUGCUUAUUGAGCGCGUUCUGCACAGAGUGGCCCUCUGCCCUGGACACAGAUGCUAAAUAUGAUGAGCACUUCCCUGUCAAAGUAAAGAACAAGGACUACGUGUCUGCUGGCACCUCCCUCAGAAACCCAUCUGCCCGCAUAGUCCACCUCAGAGUGAAGCUCUCCAGUCUGAACUUGGACGACCAUGCCAGGAAGAAGAUGGUUAAACUGGUAGGAGAGAGCUGCCCUGUGAGACAACACAGUUAUGACUACGCCAUGUACCUCCUGACUGUCCUCUAUCACGAGUCGUGGGGAAGUGUCUAAUUCUACUACUCUGACUAGUCAAGUCCAGAGAGGUGCUCAGCAGGGCAGAAUAUGGAAAGGUCAGAUGUACAAUAUAUUCCCAGCUCUAUUCAUGACAUGUCUAGCUGUUCCGUUCAGUGUGUUGCAUCCUCCUAAACGUGACCCUGGUCAGAACCAAAGAGCUUGAGUAGUCAUGAUCCUCCGCCUAACCUCACCACCCAGCCAGCCCAUAGGUAGACAGUGAGUGGACGGAUGGUCAGGCAGCCAAGGCCAUCACUGUGCAGAGCAUCAGAGACCCCUAAUGGACUAGGAAAGAGAUGCAUGAUACCUUAAACCAUCCCUACAGGUACAGGGCUUAGAUAUACAUUAGGGCUUUGGAAAUAGAAAGAGUUACAGGCUUUUAUGUUGCUUUUCAUCCAAGUCAUUUCAGGGAUUCACUAUUCAAGUGAAUCAUUAUUUCUCCCCUUCGUGUGAAAGAGUAAGGCCAUAAGGGGAGAUAUAAUGCAUGAGAAGAAUAGGCAGAGGGAUGGCAUACAGCAGCAUUGUCACCCCUGGCGUUUCCCCUCUAAACAGGAGAAAACAGACUCCAGUAUCUGCCACUUAUUCACAGCACUCCAACCAACACCUGAGAAAUCCACCGUCAGGGUCACCAGCACAGGCUGUUUUCACAUGAGUACAGCCACAAGGGACUUAAUGGCUCUCCCUGUUGUGCCUUUGGGAGUUCUCUCACCAAGGCAGCAGGGUUUAGCUGGUUAAAAAGCCUUGGCUUUUUGUCUCUGGGGAAUGGCAUACAAGCCGGGAAGCGGAACACUUUCUGCUGCCCUUUGCAUACACAAUGGAAGGCACAGUGCAGCCCACCGGUCGGGGGAAGCUGUGCUCAGGUAGUAACGCUUGCCCACAAAGAGGCCGCUUGUUAGCCGCCGCUUGGGUGAUUCUAUCUAUUCACUCAGUGAGACGGACUCUCUGGGCCUGUUGCUAAUUCCACUGUGGGCUGUUGAUCCAAACCGGUGCUCCACUGUGACGGAGCACAGUCCACCACAGCACAGCAGGUAGUGUACUGUACCAUCUCCCCUGCUGGGCACUAGAGGCACUCCAAUCCCCAAGAGACUGGAGAAGGCGUGUCAUGUCUAGCAAUGUACAAAUCCUUGUAUGAACAGCAGCCCUUCACAACAACAAUGGACUCCAUUACAUUUGACUCAUGUAGAAUACAAAAUGGCUCAUGGUUUGCAGGGUACCAGAGUGUUAGAUUAUAUUUUGUUGGUAGAACUUGCAGCCUUAACAGUAAAGGUGAGAAUGUCCUCGCCAAUGGCAGCAUUCUGGUACAUGGAAUGGGAGACAGGGAUUAGCACAGUCCAGAGCAGCGAGUUUCCCCUGCAGCCUCAGGCCGGUCCAGUGUUGCAGUAGCUGCAUCCGUCUAAUACCAAGGAGUGUUGUCCUGGAUGUAGGAUGGGAUGUUCCAUCAUGGGGACAGAAGCCUCCACAACAACACUGCAAUCUACCACAACUGCAUCAGAGGACGUCACUAGCUUAGUUUGCAUAUCAGUCCGUAUCCACCUGCGCUUCAGUCCGGUUCCACAGGUCGUUGAGGUCCAGCCAGUUGGACCAGACUACAAAACCCACAUCACGAGUGUUCAAUUUUACAUUGGCCUUAAACCUUAGGCCCAGGGAGUUGUCCUGUGUCCCUGGCCAGUAGAACCUCCGUAGCCAGAGCCUCCCUACUUCUGGACCUAACUCCCUAACUGUCACAUCGUCACUAUAUUGAGCAUGUUCAACAGGUGAGUCAGUCUGGUAGCAGUGUAAAUCCACUCAAUAUUCAGGACACCUAAACUCCUCACUUUGGCUCAGGAAGACGUCACAUGUGACUGUGUUAAGCAUAGUUUUAGCAACUGGCUGUGUUUUAAGCAUAGCCCCCUUCUCACCACUUGAACAGUUUUGCAGCAUUAUCACCUCAGGUCCAAUCGCGGGACAGUGUAGUUAAAGGUAGUGUAGUACAAAGACCAGAAUUUAAUUUCUACACCCUGAUGUUGACCGGUGCAAUGUUAAGAGACCAACCUCUCUGAUUUCACCACACAGCAUUUGAUGUCUAACUGUCUUUUGUGAAAUAUUUGACAAAUGUACCUCUUUAUAUUAAAACAAAUAAAAAGCUUUCUUUUUCUCAA